This is a messenger RNA of Penicillium daleae, 501 nucleotides long. RefSeq lists its product as uncharacterized. The transcript has 3 exons. The coding region runs from base 1 to 501 and encodes 166 amino acids. NCBI's taxonomy places the organism in Eukaryota, Fungi, Ascomycota, Eurotiomycetes, Eurotiales, Aspergillaceae. The record is from RefSeq and is a predicted model, not a curated record.
AUGGAUCAACAAUAUCGCUGUAAUUGCACACGCUCUCGCUGGGCACAAGAGUGGGCAAAGGAGACAACAGGCAAGCCGAACCAGCGAUUGGUGAAGGCCCCAGACAAGAAGGUGCUUCGGCUGUUCGAAUCUCUAUCGAAGCCAUACACCUCGAUUCUGAUUCAGAUGAGAUCAAUGCGUAUUGCACUGAAUCAUUUCCUGUUCAAGAUCAAGGCGGUCGAAUCAGAUGAGUGCUACUGUGGAGAGGGGCCUCAAACACCGAGACACGUCUUAAUCCAGUGCCCGUUGUACGCUGAUCUGAGGAAGACCUUCCUUGACAAGAUCAGAUCGACUGACCUUGGGGAUUCGACCGACUACGAUGCAAUCGCUUCCUGGGGCAAUUCCGACACGUCGAAAUCGAACCAGAACCAACAGGCGACGAAAACAACGAGCCAGGAAGACUGGCAGGCACAGGUGGUGAAGACGAUGGGUAGGAGGAACGCCAAACCCACGGCCGACUGA